CAAUGUUCUGAUAUUUCAUAGGAGUGAGUAACACAGCCUUUCGUCAGCUAAUGGAAUUCACAUACACAGCAACGCUAUCGAUAUCUGGGGAGGAAGAGGUCCUGGAUGUGCUGAAGGCUGCUGAAUACCUACAGAUGCAGGAAGCCAUCAAAGCACUCAAGAAAAUAAAUUCUUCAGCGACAACCAAGACCAUGGCUAAAAAGAGGAAAAUUGCAGAGACACCGAAUGUGAUAACUGAAACCUUACAGGCAGUGGAGGGAGAGCCGCUAGAAAUUGAAGUGGUGGAAUCCGGCCUUGAGGAAGUUGUAGAUGAAAAGUCUGCACAAGCAACAUCGGAUGACUCUGCUUUGGCUCUUCUAGCUGACAUAACUAGCAAAUAUCAGCAAGGGGAACCAACAAUUCAUGUUAUCAAGAAGGAUGAUGAGGAGGUCCUGUAUCAGGAGGAAACUGUGACGGCCUCCAAAGUACUGGAGAACGUUGAAGUUGUUGAAGUCCAGAUCUCCCAACAAGACAACGGCUUCCGCUGCAGCCAAUGUGAUCGUAGUUUUAAGCUGUAUUACCAUCUCAAACAGCACCUAAAAUCUCACCAAGGCCCAGCAGAGAAACCUCACGUUUGCAAGCACUGUGGAAAAGCCUACACGCGGGAGGGCGCCCUAAGCCAGCAUAUUAGCACGUUUCAUUUUGAUGCUGAUGAACUGUCUCGAGGGCACAAAAUUUCUAAGAAAGUGCACAUCUGUGAAUAUUGUAUGAAGCAGUUCGACCAUUUUGGUCACUUUAAGGAGCACUUACGGAAGCACACUGGUGAAAAGCCUUACAAGUGUCCCGAUUGUCAAGAGCGGUUUGCAAGGAACAGCACACUGAAAUGUCAUAUGGCCGCCUGUCAGAAUGGAGCAGGAGCCAAAAAAGGACGGAAAAAGCUCUACGAAUGCCAGGUCUGCAGUAGCCUCUUUAUAAGCUGGGACCUGUUCAAGGAGCAUCUAAUAUGCCACACAGGAGACAAGCCCAACCAUUGCACCAUGUGUGACCUAUGGUUCACCGAAGCCAAAGAACUCAAAGCUCAUCUCAAAGACGUACAUUCUAUUGAGGAGAGGUCAACGGAGCAGCUGGUCAUCACCGACUCUUCUGCAUCUGCCGCUCUUGCCAUAGCCACUCAAAACCUGGAGGGUGGUGAAACAGUCCUGCUUGAUGAUGGCAUUCACGUGGAACAUGUCACAGUGGAGCCCAUGGACGUUAUGCAGGUGGAUGAGACUACAACUGUCGUGGUGGAUGAUGGAGGAAUGGGUGGGAUAUGUGAGGAGGAUUUAGAAAGACUAAAGCAGGCUGGGUUGCAGAUCCAGGUGGUUCAUGUAAACACAGAAGCAGCUCAUGAGGAGGUCAAAGCUGAGGUGGAAGUAGAGAUUGGGGAAGAUGUGUUGAAACUAGAAGAAUCCGAUCAAACGGUGACUGUAUGAAAAUAAUCCUGGGGUUCUUUUUUUUCUUUUCUUUUUUGUUAUGGACAUAUGUGAAUGACACAUUUCUUUAGAUUCAGUUGUGAAAUCAAAUGUCUAUCCAUGUUUCUGCUUCUCUGAAUCUUUUAAAGGUUCCCAUAAUCAAGAUUUCUCUAAGCUAUUGUAUUUAUUUUAAAGCCGUUUUCCACAUCAAUAUUCAGUCUUUAAUAUUUUAGCAAUCACUUUUCAUCAAAUUUUCUCUGCCUAUUAAAUUG
Molecule: messenger RNA, 1702 nt
Organism: Cyprinodon variegatus (sheepshead minnow)
Lineage: Eukaryota; Metazoa; Chordata; Actinopteri; Cyprinodontiformes; Cyprinodontidae
Gene: zbtb35
Product: zinc finger protein 131
Exons: 6
Coding region: 51-1451 (466 amino acids)
Cellular component (GO): nucleus
Molecular function (GO): protein binding
Source: RefSeq, a predicted model, not a curated record